AUGCAACUUCUUUCUGUACUUUCAUUGUGCCUUUUCGUAUCUGGGGGAAGUGCCCAGCUUUAUGUCGACUCGAAAUCGUCCACUUCGAACACGACUUCCCUUCUUCGGAACGUUGAAUAUGUCCUACGUUAUGAAUACAGAAUGGUUCCUUUGAAUGCGGACUUCACCGUUCUCGAUGACUUUAACCACGAUAUCCUCUCCAUCGGUACCGAUUCAAACGGGGAGAUUAUUGAGGUCAAACCCAACAACGGCCGUAGUCAAUGGCACAUGACGCGACUAGCGAGCUACACGCAUGUUGUACGCGACAAAUACAGCAACAAAUAUAUACACUUUCCGACACUGAAGGAUGGUGCUGUUGCCACUCUUAGCUCUGACGCCGCAACGUUAUUUGAAGCCGUGAUAGGUCCAAACGUUAUCUACAAUCUCAAUGCAACCGAUGCCCACCCUCGAGACGCUCCUUUGUUUUGGACGGUGGAACCACUCAAUGCAACGGACCAACGUUCUGUUCUGAAGCUACGUAAGCCGGCAUAUGGGAGAGCUCGUCAGGAUUUCCUCAUGAAGAAGACCCCACAACAUGGCUAUUAA
Messenger RNA from Trichophyton rubrum CBS 118892, 585 nucleotides. RefSeq lists its product as uncharacterized. The record is from RefSeq and is a predicted model, not a curated record. The transcript has a single exon. NCBI's taxonomy places the organism in Eukaryota, Fungi, Ascomycota, Eurotiomycetes, Onygenales, Arthrodermataceae. The coding region runs from base 1 to 585 and encodes 194 amino acids.